Molecule: messenger RNA, 2268 nt
Organism: Phyllopteryx taeniolatus (common seadragon)
Lineage: Eukaryota; Metazoa; Chordata; Actinopteri; Syngnathiformes; Syngnathidae
Product: E3 ubiquitin-protein ligase TRIM39
Exons: 14
Coding region: 352-2160 (602 amino acids)
Molecular function (GO): protein binding; zinc ion binding
Source: RefSeq, a predicted model, not a curated record
AAGUAAGGACUGUUCCAUCCACGAGUGUGCAUGGGUCAUUAUGAUUGCGCACCAUGUGAACCUAUUGUUGACAAAGGCUCAAAACAGCCACCCGUAAAUAUUUUCGCAAAGGUUUCCCGCAACAGGAAGAGCAGAAAGUGUUUUGGCCAAAAUAAGGUGGAAGGUGCCUGAAUCUCCCAACUCAACCAGUCCGGCCACAUUGAGCCGGGAAACCGACACUCGAGCGGGCGUGGCGCCAGAUGGAAAUCACAGUCGUCACACGCCCUCAUUCUUCACUUUGUCGACGGGCUUCGGGAAGAGCGACAUCCUCAAGGGCCGCGUGGAUGCCAGAGACGACCCCGUCAAAUUAAGAUGUCCUUAUACAGUAGUCUGCUGUCGAGUGAGCAGUUCCAGUGCUCCAUCUGCUUGGACAUCUUCAAUAACCCGUCCUCCACGCCGUGCGGCCACAGCUUCUGCGUCGCCUGCAUCAACCGGUUCUGGGACGGAGCCAAAGUGUGCCAAUGUCCUCUGUGCAAAAAGACCUUUCAGAAGCGUCCGGACCUCCAGAUAAACCGGACCCUGCGCGAGAUCACCGAGCAGUUCAGGUCCAUGUCUGGCAGUGGGACAGGGGAAGGAAGCCUCGCCAGGGAGAAGAAGGCAGUAAAGGGGCGAGAGUGCGCCAUGCCGAAUGCUUUGUUGGAUGAACUGACCAGGAAGCUGCCGCGACCUCACGCCAGUGCGACAGCGACCAGCGAGGAGCAAGGUGGCGAACACAUCACGGGGACCCCGGUGGCCGCGGCUUCCAUGGCGUCUUCGGUCCCCGAACAAAGUCCCCUCUCUGCGGCGACCGGCGACGGCGGACCCCCUCGAGCUCUCGCCCGCUCGUCCGUGGCAUCCGGCCGAAGAAGGUUCACCGUGAGCGGGGCGGCGAGCAGCCAGAACCUUCCUCUCUGCGACGUUCACCACAGGGGGAUCACGAUUUUCUGUCGCACCGACGGGGAGUGCAUCUGUCCCGACUGCGAGGCCGAGGCGCAUUUUGAUCACGACACAGUGACGGCGGAAGCUGCGUGGACCGAGAAGCAGGCCCAGCUCAAGGAGACAGAGCAGCAGACCCGGGAGAUGAUCCAACAAAGACUCCUGAAGAUCGAAGAGAUCCGAACCUCACUAUCCGAACUGGAGCUGGUGGUGGAGCGGGCGACGACGGGCAGCGUGUGCAUGUUCUCGGCGCUGAUGGCGGCCCUCGAGCGAGCGCAGGCGGAGCUCAUCGACGCCAUGGAGGCCAACAGGCGCGCGGUGGAGAUCCAAGCGGACGCCAUGAUACGGCAGCUGGAGCUGGAGGUGGAAGAACUGCGACGGCGGGAGAGCGUUCUCGCGCAACUCUCCGCCUCGGACGACCACCUGCAUGGCAUCAAGAAUUCGGCCACCAUCUCCACUCCUCUGCCCGCCAAAGACUGGUCGGGUGUUUCUGUGACCUACGACCUGGGGAUCAGCGCCAUCUACAGGUCGCUGGCAGGUGAGGUGGAGAAGUUCCAGGAGCAGCUGAGGGGCAUCACAGAGACGGGUUUCACUGCCUCAUCGCCGGAGACCAGUCUGGCACGUCCACAGCCGAGGAUGAGAAGAGUGCAGGAGUACGCAGCGGACGUCACCCUGGACUGCAACACGGCCCAUCCCAGACUGGUCCUGACCGACGACAUGAAGAGCGUGCGUUGCAGCGACCGGCACCAGCUGCUUCCGGACAACACGGAGCGCUUCGACCGGGUGGUGUGCGUCUUGGGCAGGGAGGCCAUCUCCUCCGGACGACACUAUUGGGAGGUGCAAGUGGGCGGGAAGACGGACUGGGAUCUGGGUGUCGCCAAACAAUCCAUCAACAGGAAGGGCAAGAUUGAGGUGACGCCAAAUAAUGGAUACUGGUUCCUCAGCUUGAGAGACAAGAACAAGUACGCCUUUCGCACCGAGCCCUCCACCGACGUCCACCUCAACCUCCGACCCAACAAGAUCGGAAUAUUUGUGGACUUUGACCGAGGACAGGUCUCCUUCUACAACGUCGAUGCUAAAAUCCACAUCUACACGUUCAACGACACGUUCACAGAGUGCAUCUUCCCGUUCUUCAGCCCCUGCACCAACAAAUCCGGAAAGAACGACGGGCCGCUCGUCAUCACGACAGUCGACACGUCGGAAUGAGCCAACCCAACGCGUGUAAUUCGGUCGCCGUCACACUUGAUUGACCUUCAUUCUUCCGCUGCUUUCUUGCUGGAUUUCUUAGAUCGAUUAAAACGCUGUCUUAUUGUG